AUGUUUGAAAGUGUGAGAAACCCAAGAAUGUAUCUGAAGAUCAAAGAUGACCAGUGUGAUGGAACAGGCACAGGUGAUGAACACUGCCUCUUUAAAAUCGAGAAGGAUUUGGACACUGGAGCUGUAAGCCUGGAAUCAGUGAGAAAUCAAGGGAUGUAUGUUGGCCUCCUGCCGGAUGGCAAGACUAAGCCAGUCAUCAACACUGGAGAAAGAAACAGAUUUUUCUACCCCCAGGUCAUCAAAUUUGGCCGGGAAGAGCCUAUGGGAACAUCUGCAGCACCCAAUCAAGAGAAGAAAGGCUUCAAAGAAUCUCAGCUUCAACAAGCAAAAGCCCAGAAGCCAGUAUCUGAAAACCUUUCAGUUUUCCCACCCUCAAUGGAAAUGAGAAAUCCCCAAGGUGGUGAGUGUCCCCUUCCUUCAGAUGAUGAAUGGAAAGUGUCAGUGCUGACAGGAGACGCAGGAACUGAAGCAAAUGUCAUUCUCUGGAUAUAUGGAGACAGAGGAGCAGCCGGACCAAUAACUCUUGGCAAGGACAACAGAAAGCAGCUGUUUCUUCCCAGGCAGGAGGAUGAAUUUCAGGUGAAAAUAAGCAGCAUUGGGAGCAUCUACAAGAUAAGAAUUGAACUUGAUGGAUUGCUGAAUGAACAAUCAGAGUGGAACUUAGAGAGGGUGACACUGCAGCAUCUAAAGAGCAAGAAAACCCUGGGUUUUCCAACAAACACAUGGCUGUCAAGGCACCGUGAGGAUAGAGAUUUCGUCUGUGAACUUCCAGUAUUGGAAGCUGGCAAACCUGUCUACCCAAUUGUUUCAUACCAGGUUUAUGUCUACACGGGUGACAUGGAGCAAGCUGGUACAGAUGCUGCAGUUCAUCUGUGUAUCUAUGGGGAGAGAGGAGACUCUGGUCUAAGGCUUCUGCAUCAAUCUGGUACACCAGUGGCAUUUCAGAGAGGAAUGGUCAGUGCUUUUGGAGUGGAAGCUGUGUCUCUUGGAAAGCUGCAGAAGGUGCUGUUGCGCUGUGAGCCUAAUGCCAAGCCCCAGCGUUGGUACUGUGACAAAGUCCUUGUCAGAGAAGCUGAGAACAACUCCGAAUGCGUUUUCAGUUGUGAAAGGUGGCUUCCAUUUGUGUCCCAAGGUGAAAUGCACUCAGAAAUUGAGCUGUACCCUCGAGAAGGAGACUGGAAGAUUACUGUUGUCACUGGGGAUUUGGCAACAGCUGGCACAACAGCAACAGUAUCCCUUUAUGCUUAUGGAGAAAACAAAGCUUCUGGUCCUAUUAUUUUGGGAUCUGGGAAACACCAGCUGUUUAAUCCCAGCAGUGAAGAUACAUUUAAGAUUAAUCUCAGAGGUCUUGGACAGCUGUAUAAAAUUCGCAUUGGCCACGACAACACUGGAAAUGAUCCCAGCUGGUACUUGGAGGAACUCAGACUUGAAAGAGCAGCCCCUCCUUCUGAUGAGCUUUGUCUCCCCAUACAGUGUUGGCUUGCAGAGGACAAGGGUGAAGGUGACACGUGGAGGGAAGUGGCAAUAAGGAACCCCGCAAUGGAGCUUUUGCCACUGUUGGUGUACGAGGUCCAUGUACAUACGGGUGCCAGGCUUGGUGCUGAAACGGAUUCUAAUGUUUAUAUCAACAUCAUUGGGACAAGAGGAGAUGCUGGCAAAAGGAAGCUCCACAGAUCUAAGAAUAACAGUGUAAAGUUUCAACGUGGACAGACCAAUAUUUUCUGCAUAAAGGCUGUCUCACUGGGAGAGCUGGAGAAAGUUCUGAUUAGCCAUGAUGGAGCUGAUCCAGGCGAUGGAUGGUUCCUGGAUAAGAUUGUCAUCAAAUACAAAGAAGGAAAGGAAGCUCGGGAGGUUGUAUUUCCUUGUAAUAGAUGGUUAGAUGAAUAUCAAGAUGAUGGGAAAACUGAGAGGGAGCUAACUGCCACAAAAGAUGGCAAUGCAAGGAAGGCAUUCCUUGGAGCACAUCAGUGGAGAGUGCAGGUUAAAACAGAUGGGGAUUCUCCAGAGCCACAAGAGUGUAAAAGGACCCUUGUGAUUUAUGGCUCAAAGGGCAAAAGUGAUGAGCUUCUACUUUCUGCCCCAAACCCAGGACACGUGUGCUUUCUACCCAGAGCAAUGGAUGAAUUCAUGGUUGAGACAGGAGAUCUGGGAAAUGUAUACAAGAUUCGGGUCAGCUGUGACGAUGUUCCAGGCUUUGAGGGCUGGCAUUUGAAGUCUUUUCACUUAGAAGAGCUACACACAAAACAAGAUCUGAACUUUGACUGUAACUGCUGGCUUGCUCUUAACAGAGAAGACAAGGAGCUGGUGAAAGAAUUCCCUGCAGUUAAUGAGGACCAGAAAACUUUACCAGUCUAUAAAUACCUUGUCUCUGUUCAUAUUGGUGACCACUGGGGAGCAGAGACUUUUGCAAACGUUUACAUCAACCUCUAUGGCAGAAGAGGGGACACGGGUGUGAGGAAGCUUCAUACAUCUUUAGCAGAAGGAAGAAAGUUUCAAAGGAAUAAGGUGGAUUCAUUUCUGGUGGAAGCUGUUUCUCUGGGUCAUCUGCAAAAAGUGGUCAUAGGACAUGAUGGAGAAGGAUAUGGGGCUGGGAUGUACCUCAAGAUGCUAACAGUCAAGGAAUCACAAGACUCAGAUGAAGAAUGGGUCUUCCCACUGUGGAACUGGCUGGAUACCCAUUUGGGGUUGUGUGAGACUGUUUGUGAGAUUGUGACAGUUGGUAGAAGAUUAACUUCUAGUCCUAAACUGCCUGAAAUCAACAAGAAGUCAUCAGGAGUCUGGAUAAUGGACAUCACUGGAUCUGAUUUGAGCAAGGAAGAGGAUCCAAUAUGCCUUUCUCUUAUCUUCUAUGACAACCUGAGUCACAAAAAGUUGCCAAUUCAAGUUACAGGAAACACAAUUCAGAUCAAAGAUGAACUGGCAGGUAUUGGCUCAGUAUCCAAAGUUCAGGUGACUGGCCCACACAGCGAGCUGAAACAGCCAUGGCACUUGGAUUUACUGCAUCUGAAGCACACAGGCACAAAGGAAGAGAUGUAUUUAGCUUUUGACUGCUGGUUCAACCCUAAUGAAGACAAAUGUGUAGAGCUGCCAGCUCUCUAUGCAGAUCAGGAGCCUUUGCCUGUUGUGGAGUAUGCAAUCCAUUUGCACACAGGAGACCUGAAGAAAGCAGAUGCUACUGGUGAGGCUUAUCUUUGUAUACAAGGAGAGAGGAGUGACUCGGGAAAACGAUGGCUUAACUCAAGAAACAGCCUGAUCACUUUUGCUAGAGGACAGGUGGAUGUCUUCAAAGUCAAAGCAGUACACCUUGGCAAGUUGAACCAAGUUCUUGUUGGAUUUAAGAGCUUUAAAAAAGAUGAGUGGUUCUUGGAAAAAAUUGUGAUAAAAGAAGUCUUCUACCCUUUUUCUGCACAUGCUUUUGUUCACAAUGACUGGAUCAAUAAACGCUCCAAGAAAGAAUUUGUAGAAGUGGCAAUUCCGCUCACAGAAACCUCUGUGGCAUCUCUUCUCACCAAAACUUUUGACACUAAAAGCAGAGGACGAUGGCAAAUGUGGAUGCACUGUACCCAAGUACCAGACGAUGUUCCCGAUAUUGAAGUUGUUGUAUUUGGAAGCAAAGGGAAAUCACCUCCACAGAAAGCUCAGAACCUGAAUGAUAAUCCAUCUUUGCUGACUGUUGGUGAUAUUGGAGACAUAACAAAAGUUUCCUUUGUGUUAUCUGCUCCGUGCUUGAGAAGAGGAAUUAAGCUUCAUAAGCUUCACUUAAAAGACCUGGACACUAAGCAAGAGCUGGGCUUUCACACGGAAGCCCAAUGUCUGUUUGGAGAAGAUGGAUCUGAGACUGUGACAGAGCUGGCAGUGGUCGAGCCAGACAAGCCACCACUCAGGGAAGUUCUCUACUCGAUCAGUGUUCGCACAGGAACAUUGCCUGCAUCAGGGACUGAUGCAGAUGUGUUUCUCACAGUAUUUGGAGAGCAGGGAGAUUCCUGCAAAAGGAGACUAAGGCACUCAAGAUUUGAAAGAGGACAGGUUUGUCUCUCUGAAAUGAGAGCAGUAGACCUUGGACAGUUAUGCAAAGUGCUUGUUCAACACCAUGACGUGGGUUAUGGAGCUGGAUGGUAUCUGGACCAAAUUGUCAUCCAGGAAUCAGGCAAGACCGAUGGCCAAUAUGCAUUUCUUUGCCAGCAGUGGUUAGACAGUGGAGUUGGUGAUGGACAGGUGGAACGAAUGCUGAAACUUCUUGGAAAAGUCAGGAAUGGGAAGCUGACAGGAAAGAUUUCAGGGACUUGGGAUGUCCUUGUCACAACUGGUAAUACUACCUCUACUUCCACGAAUCCUAAAAUGUCUCUAACUGUGUGUGAUGAAAAAGGUGCCUGUACUUCAGUCAUUUUCCCCAAAGGAUCUCUUAAAAAAAAACAGAUUUUUGAGACUUCAAUUGAACUAAAUAAGAAAUUCAAUACCAUAUUCAAAGUUCGCCUGGAAAUUGAAGAAGCUGAAGAAGGAGAGACUUGGCAUUGUCGUGAGGUAAAGCUUCAACACAGAGGAAGUAAGAAUGCUCUAGAAUUCCCUUUUUGUCAGAGAUUUGCAGAUGAAGAAGGAGGAAGAGUGGCUGAGCUUCCAGUUCUCACAGCUGGCUCUCCUUUUCCAGCAGUGAAAAGCUAUGUUCUCUAUAUCACUACGGGAGCAACCCCCGGGUCAGGAACAGAUGCUGCUGUGUAUGUCAAGCUGCAAGGCCUUUUGGGAGAUACCGGCAGGAGAAAGUUAAUUAGAAAAGGAGAUGAUAAUUUCACAAAAGGAAAGGUGGAUGUUUUUCAAGUGGAAGCAGUAGAUGUUGGCACUCUGCAAGGGAUGGUGGUUGAAAAAGGGAAAGGCUCUGACUGGUUUCUGGAGAAGAUUGUUGUGAAGGAGUCAGCAGUUGCCAGGACAGAAACAUUGUUUAUGGCUCAAACAUGGCUAAAAGACAGAUGUGAUGGCAAAAGAUCUGCUUCAAUAACUCUGGAUGCCACAGACAUUCAGGAGAGGAGAAGCACUUCUGCCUGGCCUUUAGGAGAGGAGCAAAUGAAUUCAGGAGGCAGAUGGAGGAUUUAUUUCACAAAACAUCAAGAAGAAACAAAACCAGACUUUGAAGAGUUGUCAGAAAAUGUAUCCAAGUUGGUUAUGGUUUUUUAUGGAAGCAACGGCAAGUCAAAUCCGGUUUCCAUGGAAAACAAAGUGGAACAUCAGGCUAAGAACCAAAUAACAUGUGAUAUACAUUUACCAUCUGAUCUGGGAAUGCUUUAUAAAGUGAGGCUUGGUCUCCAGAGUUUGGAAAACAGCAUAUCCCAGUUGUCUCUUUGUCACUUGAAAAUGCAGAACACAUCUACUCUGGAUACCUUUAGUCUCACCAUAAAUAAAACUCUUCCUCUUUCUCUUAAUGGAGACAGAUGGGUUGAAUUCCCUGUUGAGUGGCCAUUAAAAGAAGCACUUUCUGUGGUUACAUAUCACCUAACAGUGUUUUCUAGAAAUAUUUUGAGUGAGAGAAAUUUAGUGCACAUGACUGCGUGUAUCUACGGUGCUCAUGGUGACACAGGGGACAGAGCCCUUCUCUGGUCCUUGCAGAAUGUCCAGCAGGGAGAGGACAAUGAGUCGUUUCUGGUUGUGGUGGAAGCUGUUGAAUUGGGAGAACUGGACAAAGUUGUUCUUCUGAUCAGCAGUAAAACAGACUGCAAGCUGGACAUUAAAAAACUGCAUUUGAAAGAAGCUGUGAAGGAACACCCUAUCUAUGUAUUUGAAGUGAAUGAAGCAUUUUCUGUGGAGGCAAAUAAGCCAGAAAUACAGAAAGAAAUCCCACUAUCUUUUGUUAUUAGAGGAGACAAAGAAACGAAUGAUCUAGACAACAGCUUACGUAGGGAAGGAGGCCAAGCAGGAAAUCUGACAGAGUAUACGAUUAAAGUAUACACAGGUGACAAAAGGGGAGCAGGGACUGAUGCCAAUGUGCAUAUUGUUUUGUUUGGGAAAGAGGACAAAUCGGAGGUGUUUCAGCUCUCUCAGUCGCUGGAGCAUCAAGACCCCUUUGAAAGAGGAAAGGUUGAUACAUUCAAGGUUAAGACAAAGAAAUUAGGCAGCCUGCGUUCAAUUGAAAUUGGUCACGAUGGGAGAGGAUUUGCAAGUGGCUGGUUUCUGGAGAAAGUAGAAAUCACAGAUGCAUCUAGGCAUUCACAGUAUUGCUUCAGCUGUAACAGGUGGCUUGCUGAGGAUGAAAGCGAUGGUCGCACCGUAGUGCAGCUCUACCCACAGCUGCCUGAUUUCUGAUUCUUUCUGAGUGUUUCACUCCUCCAAACUGAUGCAGAUUUGAUUUACUUGUAGUUUAUAAUUCUGGAGGUAUUGUAAUUACCGUGAAGGGAUGUCAAAACAAUGCAUUAAAAGCAUCACAGUAAAUUAAACAUGUCUAACGUGAGCGCCGCGUUCCAGUCCUAGCAGAGAUGCUCAAGAACUUUGCAUGACUGAAAUGUAGAGAGCAGACAUUUCAGCCUGCAGUGUGGCUCUGUGGGCUUGAUCUGAGCAUUCACAAUGGCAGGCCUCUG
This is a messenger RNA of Dryobates pubescens (Downy woodpecker), 6560 nucleotides long. Its product is annotated as lipoxygenase homology domain-containing protein 1. NCBI's taxonomy places the organism in Eukaryota, Metazoa, Chordata, Aves, Piciformes, Picidae. Bases 1 to 6288 code for a protein of 2095 amino acids. The record is from RefSeq and is a predicted model, not a curated record. The transcript is spliced from 44 exons. Gene Ontology annotation, molecular function: protein binding.